CAGCCUGCAUCAUGGGCCCACUGGUCAGCGAGGCAAAAUCCUGAGACGCCAAAACCCCAUGGCGCCGCCGCCCCGUGUUCUCCACUGAUGGCGACCACCUCCACCUCCCCCCAUUCAGCCGGCGGCGGCGGCAUCAUCGGCGACGACCUCCACGGCUUACUCCGCUACGGCCUCCGCACUCACUCCUCCGUUCUCUGCGCACACGCCUUCCUCCUCCGCCGCGGCCUCCUCCUCGGCCACGCCGUCCCCGCCGGCCUCCUCCUCACCGCCUCUGCCUGCUCCGCCGCCUCGCCGCCCGCCCACAUCCUCCGCCUCCUCCACCACCUACCUCCUCCCCUGCCGGUCUUCUCCAUCGACCUCGCACUCCGCGCCGUAGGCCCUCGCAUCCCCUUCUCCACCCUCCUCUCCCUCUUCGCGGCCCUCCUCCGCUCCCACCAACCGGUCUUCCCCGAUCACUUCUCCUUCCCUCCUCUCCUCUCAGCUGCCGCCUCCGCUGCCUCCCCGCGACUCCACCUCCGCUCCGCGCUCGCCCUCCACGGGCAGGUCCUCCGCCGCGGCCUCCUCUUCUCCCCGCCGCCCCACGCUGCCAACGCACUCCUCCACUUCUAUGCCACUGCCGGCGGCCUCUCGUCCGCCCGCUACCUGUUCGACGAAAUGCCAUUCAGGGACAUCGUGUCCUACAACACCCUGAUGACGGCCUUAGCUAGCACACCUGGUGGCAUUGAUGCCGCACGCCAGCUGUUCGAGGGAAUGCACCUGAGAAGUGCAGUGUCAUGGAACAUCAUGAUUAAUGGGUAUGUCAAGGCGAAGUGGCCUGAACAGGCACUGGAGGUGGUCCGGUGGAUGGCAAAGGCAGGAGUGAGGGGGACGGCAGCAGCCAUGGUCGGGGCAGCCACGGCGUGUGCUAGGCUGGGGAGGCUAGGGGCUGGGAAGGAGGUGCACUGUGUGUUCCUGCGCCGUUUUGAGGAUGAUAACCUGUUAGUUUGGACUGCAUUGAUUGAUAUGUAUGGCAAGUGUCGGAGGUCUGGGGUUGCAAGGAAGCUGUUUGAUCGGCUCAGAAUGAGGAACGUGGUAUGCUGGAAUGCGAUGAUCAUAGGGCACUGUGUGUAUGGUGAACCCGGUGAUGGGAUCAAACUGUUCCAGCAUAUGAUCACACUGGGGAAUGUGCAGCCAGAUGGAGUCACUUUCAUUGGUGUUCUCUGCGCCUGUGCCCGUUUAGGCCUCUUGGAGGACGGAAGGGCAUAUUUUGAGCAGAUGAGCACCGUGUACAACCUCAAGCCGACAUUUGCGCACUACUGGUGCGUGGCCAAUCUGUAUGGGAGUGUUGGGCUUCUGGAAGAAGCCGAGGGCCUCUUACAGAGUAUACCAGAGGAUAUGAAGGCACGAGCAUUGGGUAGUUUGCUUGGGUUAUGUCGGUUCCGGAAGGAUUGGAGACUUGGGGAACGGAUAGCUCUCAGGUUGAUUGAGCUUGAACCGAGCAACAAUGCUCACUAUGCACUGCUUUGCAAUGUGUACGCUGCUGUAGGGAGGUGGGAAGAAGUUCACAGGGUGAAGGCUAUCAUGAAAGGGAGAGAUGAGAGGUUCAGGCCUGGACAUCGUCUGGUGAACUUAAAUGAGAUUGUUGAUGAAUUCAAAAUUAGGGAGAGUCAACCUGAGAAUCAGGAGAUAUAUGCCAUCAUGGAUGACUUAGCGACAAGGCUGAAGCUUGAUUGCAAAGAAAAGGACCAAAGUGAUUUUGGAAUAAAGUAACUCAAAUAUACACCCGGGGAUUGUUUUGGAGCUGCACAGGUUUUGAACAGGCAGCUUCAGGAGGUUAAAAUAGGCUGGCCUGAAAUAGCGCAUCUUCAGAUGUGUCAUUUGUGCAGAACCACUCAUUGAUUAUGCAGUGACAGAAAUGCUUGGCAUCAAUAGUUGGUAGUUGCAAAAAGUGACAAUUAUGGUAGGGUUGAGAUGGACAGGAAGAACGAAGAAGUAACAAGCCUUGGGAAGCAAAGAUAACAGUUCUGUUGUUGCCCUCUAAUAUUAACAGUGGACAUUCUCCAACAAGAACACAAGUACUUUCUGUAAAAGUUUUGGUCAAAUGAUAUUUCAGUGCUUUUCCAAAAUGUGCGUCCGUGCCUUGCAUUGUCUUGUGUUUGGGGAUCUGGCUUUGAGAAUAAGAUUGCAUAUUUGCGCAGAGGUAAUACUGUCAGUUUUGACAGUAGCUAAGUUACCCUUGUAUAUGUUUUCAGGUAUUCAGCCUGUCAGGUAAAAGUACAAGUUGACCACUGACCUCGCUGGCUUUGUUACUGGAAUGGUAAAAGUGCUAGUUGACCUUUGGUGACUUAUCCUUUUAUCUUCUUCCUCACAAUGUGACGUGGAUGUGACUUUGUGAGUGUGUUAUAUGCUUUGGAGCACAAGGGAGACACAAGUUUGACCUCAACUCAAGGAGAGCUGGCACUUGCUCUGCAGCAGCCCGGCAAGGAAUAAAUCCAUGCAAAACCUGCCACCCAAAAACCUUAAUCUUCCUUGGUACAUGCAGAUUCCACAGCCUCUUCCAAACUUGACUCCUAGCUGCACUACUUGCUAACAUCGAGCUGCAUCUUGGCCCAAACUUACUCUCCCAGUGACAGUGGUAAGCUGAGCGCACUGAAAAGAUCCCGUUUCUGUUAAAGUGCCACGCCACUACAUCUUCCCUCACCGGAGUGAUGGGGAUUUGCAAAAUUCAGGGCACAUCAACUGGCCAAAAUAUGGACCUAAUUAAGUCGACAUCCCAUGUUGUAUCUAUCGGGUUGAUCAGCUCCUCCAGCUUUGGGAUCAGAUUGUUCCCUCUAAGGCGUUUUGAAUCUUCAGAAUAUGACUCCCGGAUCCAGCUAUCCUCCCAUAUAUUUAUUUGUGUGCCAUCGCCUACUCUCCAGAUGUAGCCACGUUUGAAGCACUCAAGCCCGGCUAUGCUCUGCUAAAUUUAAAGACAGUGAUGCAUAUUUGAAAGUCACUGUCUUGUUUUUGUCAGGUUCAUUGUUUUUCCAUCAUCUUAACUCCUACGUUUGGUAUCCUCAUCGAGUGCACCAAGUGUGUAUUCUAUCACAAUGCACUUUUGACUUUUCCAUUUUCCUUUCUCUUUGCUUAUCAACUGCUGUGGGUCCUAAAAUUUCUACUUGAUUGCAGUGCCGCUACUGCUGAUGUUGAAGAACAUAUGUACAGGCUUGCAACUAGCAUGGGCACACCUGUGGUCCCUUCCUCACAAGUAAUUGUUUGGACAAUUCAUGCGAUGGCAUAAAAGUUAUGAUGGUAGUGGAUGCUUGUUUCUUGAAAAAACAAAUGAAAACCAAAAGGAUACCGACCGUUCUCUGUCCACACCUUUGCAUUCUGUAAUGAAUUCAUCGUGUUAAAAGUAAUUGUAAGAUGUCUUUUGAAAUAGAUAGUCAAAUAGUAAUGUUUGACUUGGGGCAAAGCUGGUGUGACGUGUAAAAAGGAUUGGAUUCAAGUAGCUCUAAGCUAGACCCUCAGAGACGGCCUAAGGUAUAGUUGAGAAAUUGUGUAACAGCUAGUUGCAUAUA
Messenger RNA from Sorghum bicolor (sorghum), 3539 nucleotides. RefSeq names its product pentatricopeptide repeat-containing protein At3g51320. NCBI's taxonomy places the organism in Eukaryota, Viridiplantae, Streptophyta, Magnoliopsida, Poales, Poaceae. The transcript is spliced from 3 exons. The record is from RefSeq and is a predicted model, not a curated record. The coding region runs from base 88 to 1749 and encodes 553 amino acids. Gene Ontology annotation, biological process: RNA modification. Gene Ontology annotation, molecular function: RNA binding; protein binding.